UCGACACCCGCUCUCUCCUGACGUCCCACCGACGGGGGUCGCCAUGGUUCACUUCUUGCACCCGGGCCUCUCCCCCCGGACUCUCGUCCCGCCUGACGCUCAGAAGGAUGCGCUGGGUUGCUGCGUGGUGCAGGAGGAGGCAUCUCCCUACACUUUGGUCAACAUCUGUCUGAACGUCCUGAUUGCUAACUUAGAGAAAUUGUGUUCUGAAAGAUCUGAUGGAACCUUGUGCCUUCCGGACCAUUGGAAUUUCCCUCAGGAAGUAGCUGAUCGAUUCCUUGGGGUAAUGACGUGGCAAGGCAAGCUGACUGAUAGAACAGCAAGCAUUUUCCAAGGCAACCAGAUGAAACUGAAGCUGGUCAAUAUUCAAAAAGCUAAAAUCUCAGCAGCUGCAUUCACAAAAGCCUUCUGCCAUCACAGAGUCCUUGAGCUAGAUGCCACUGCCGUGCACACUGACCUCCCAAUCCCAGACAUCAUAAGUGGACUCUGCAGCAAUAGCUGGAUCCAGCAAAACCUUCGGUGUCUCCUGUUGGACUCGGCAAGCAUCCCUCGAGAUUCAAGACUGCUAUUCUUUGGUCAGCUCACUGGUCUUCGCAUUUUAAGUGUUUUCAAUGUUUGUUUUCAUAGUGAAGACCUGGCUAAUGUUGCUAAGUUACCAAAACUGGAAAGCUUGGAUAUCUCCAGUACUCUGGUCACUAACAUCUCUGCACUCCUUAUGUGUAAGGAUCGACUCAAAUCUCUGACAAUGCACUAUCUGAAAUGUCUGACUAUGACCAAACCACAAAUUCUUGCAGUUAUUAGAGAACUUAAAUGUCUGCUUCACCUUGAUAUUUCUGAUCACAGGCAACUCAAAUCAGAUUUAGCUUUUCAUUUGCUGCAGCAAAAGGAUAUUCUGCCCCAUAUUGUGUCACUGGAUAUUUCAGGGGGCAGUUGCAUCACCGAUGGAGCUGUAGAACUGUUUAUACGGCAGCGGCCUGCGAUGCAGUUUGUGGGACUGUUGGCUACGGAUGCUGGUUAUUCUGACUUCUUUACUGCAAAGCAAGGCUUGAGGGUUGCUGGAGGAGCCAAUAUGAGUCAGAUCUCAGAAGCACUGAGCCGAUACAGGAAUAGGUCAUGUUUUAUGAAGGAAGCACUCUACAGGCUCUUCACCGAGACAUUUUCAAUGCAGAUAACCAUGCCUGCUAUUUUAAAGCUUGUGGCUGUAGGAAUGAGGAAUCAUCCAUUGGAUUUGCCAGUGCAGUUCACAGCCAGUGCUUGCGCCCUCAACUUAACACGCCAGGGCCUGGCCAGGGGGAUGCCCGUUCGUCUGUUGUCAGAGGUCACCUGUCUGCUUUUCAAGGCUCUGAAAAAUUUCCCCCAUUACCAGCAGUUACAGAAGAAUUGUCUUCUCUCCUUAACUAAUUCCAGGAUUCUUGUGGAUGUUCCCUUUGACAGGUUUGAUGCUGCCAAGUUUGUGAUGAGAUGGCUCUGUAAACAUGAGAACCCCAAGAUGCAAACAAUGGCAGUGAGCAUCACUUCUAUUCUAGCCCUUCAGCUCUCACCUGAGCAAACUGCACAACUUCAGGAAGAGCUCCUCAUGGCAGUUAAGGAACUUCUAGCAAUAGUAAAACAAAAGACUGCUGAGAAUUUAGAUGAUGUCACCCUCUUGUUUACUUUGAAAGCCCUUUGGAAUCUUACAGAUGAGUCUCCAGCUGCUUGUAGUUACUUUAUGGAAAAUCAAGGACUGGCAAUCUUCAUCCAAGUCUUGGAGACUUUUUCAGAGUCAGCAAUACAAAGCAAAGUACUUGGUCUUUGGAACAACAUAGCUGAAGUUAGAGAACUUUCUUCCAAACUGGUGACUGAAGAUGUGCUGAAACACAUUAGCAGCUUGCUCCAUAGCAAAGAAAUGGAAGUCAGCUAUUUGGCUGCAGGCAUCAUAGCCCACCUGACAUCUGACAAACAGCCCUGGAUGUCCCAAGACCUUCAGAGGAGUGCUCUUCUCCAGGAUCUGUAUGCUACCAUCCAGAAUUGGCCAAGUUCAAGUUGUAAGAUGACAGCAUUGGUGACUUACAGAUCCUUCAAGGCAUUUUUCCCACUCCUUGGCAACUUCUCUCAACCAGCAGUUCAGCUCUGGGCACUAUGGGCAAUGUAUCAUGUCUGCAGUAAAAACCCCAGCAAAUACUGCAAAAUGUUAGUUGAAGAAGAAGGAUUGCAGCUUUUGUGUGACAUCCAGGAGCACAGUGAGGCAGACCCCCAAACACAGCAGAUUGCAACCUCCAUUCUAGAUGACUUCAGAAUGCAUUUCAUGAACUAUCAGAGACCCCCUCCUCUGUGUUGAAUGCCCUUCUUAAUCUGUGGGGCUUCAGAGGUGCUCUCUGUUCUCAUUGUCAGGACUUCUGCCUUGCCAGCAAUUGGUUUGUGUAGUAUCUCUGUUGUACAGAGGAAGAAACUUGGAGGCUUCUUAGAACCUUUUGCCAUCUCUGGUGAGCACCUAAUAACUGAGAGCCAGAGGUCAGGCCUGAAAGCCAACAAGAAAAACGCCCCGAGUGGUCUGUUUUAA
Messenger RNA from Mustela lutreola (European mink), 2539 nucleotides. RefSeq names its product zyg-11 family member A, cell cycle regulator (gene ZYG11A). NCBI's taxonomy places the organism in Eukaryota, Metazoa, Chordata, Mammalia, Carnivora, Mustelidae. The record is from RefSeq and is a predicted model, not a curated record. Gene Ontology annotation, cellular component: Cul2-RING ubiquitin ligase complex. The transcript has 15 exons.